AUGAAUGUUGUCUACGAGGAGUCGGCCACGAAAGCCACCGCACAGAAGGCACAGCGUGAGCUGGAGUCGCAGCUGGCCGAGAUUCAAGAGGAUCUCGAGGCAGAGAAGGUGGCGCGCAGCAAGGCCGAGAAACUGCGACGCGAACUGGCCAAGGAACUCGAAGAGGGCAAGGAGCGACUCAACAAGGAUAUUGAGGCGCUGGAGCGACAGGUCAAGGAGCUGAUGGCGCAAAACGAUCGCCUGGACAAGAGCAAAAAGAAGAUCCAAUCAGAGCUGGAGGAUGCGAUCAUUGAGAUGGAAGCACAGCGCACCAAGGUGCUCGAACUAGAAAAGAAGCAGAAGAACUUCGACAAGAUUCUCGCCGAGGAGAAAGCCAUAUCAGAGCAGAUCGCCCAGGAGCGCGACACCGCCGAGCGUGAGGCACGCGAAAAGGAAACUGUAGAAUCAAAUCAGUUAAUGGAAACAAUGAUUGGCAAUUUCAAUGCGAUGAAGAAAACAGCUGAGUACCCAAUUCAACUCAAGAUCGUGCCGGAUGCCAACAUUAUGCUUUUUCGGCAGGCACCCAGUCGAAUUGCUGUUAGCGAGGCUGAAGCAGUAAAACAUCAAAUCAAUGAGUGGCUGGAUACAGGCGUAAUUCGGCAGUCCACAUCUAAUUUUGCUAGCCGCCUAGUUGUUGUCAAAAAGAUGGAUGUAACGACCAAGCAGUAUAAACACAUUUUUGCAAUUGUGGAUGGCUUCACAAAAUUUGUCUGGUUGUAUCCAACUAAAACCACGAGCAGUGAGGAAGUUCUGCAGAAGCUGAGGAAUUGGUCCGACGUUUUCGGAAAUCCUUGCCGAAUCAUUAGCGAUCGUGGAUCGGCAUUUACUUCAGCUGCAUUUGAGUCGUAUGUUAAGGAGAAUGGAAUCGAACACAUUUGGAGCACCACCGGAGUCCCAAGAGGAAACGGCCAAGUCGAACGCGUUAAUCGCUCAAUUUUAUCCAUAAUCUCAAAGCUGUCUGCAGAUAAGCCCGACAAAUGGUUUAAGUUUGUACCAAAGGUGCAGCGAGUCAUCAAUGGUACCACGCACAAGUCAACGAAACGCUCACCAUUCGAACUUAUGUUUGGCGUUAAGAUGAGAAAUGAUGCCGAUUGCAGAAUUCUACAGAUGCUAGAUGACGAAAUGUACAACAGUUUCGACGAGGAGCGACAGAAGACUCGGCAAGAAGCGAAAGAUGAAAUACAGCAUGCGCAGGAUAACUACAAAAAAGCGUUUGAUAAAACAGGAAGAAUGAACAUGGCUAUAAGCUGGGAGAUCUCGUUGCCAUUCGCCGUACGCAGUUUGUGGCUGGUAGGAAACUAG
Molecule: messenger RNA, 1341 nt
Organism: Drosophila sulfurigaster albostrigata
Lineage: Eukaryota; Metazoa; Arthropoda; Insecta; Diptera; Drosophilidae
Product: myosin-9-like
Exons: 1
Coding region: 1-1341 (446 amino acids)
Biological process (GO): DNA integration
Cellular component (GO): myosin complex
Molecular function (GO): nucleic acid binding
Source: RefSeq, a predicted model, not a curated record